AUGGGUUCAAAGAGUGUUUCAUGCAUUAUUAUUGUCAUCUUUUUUCUAAACAUCUUCUUCUCUGCUAGUCUCAGCUCUGCCCAAGUGCCAACAUCAAAGAGUUGUCCUGAUUUACGUGUUUGUGUUAAUGUGUUGAAAGAUUUGGUGUCUAUUAUAAUUGGCGCUCCACAGUGCAAGCCAUGUUGCCCCUUUAUCGCUGGGCUUAUCGAUGUUGAAGCUCAUGUGUGCCUUUGCACAGCUAUCAAAGCUGAUAUUUUGGGAAUAGACAUUAAUAUUCCCAUAAAAGUUUUACUCAAUGUAUGUGGACGAAAGGUCCCUGACGGUCCUAUAUGUUAA
This is a messenger RNA of Vicia faba (fava bean), 336 nucleotides long. The record is from the annotation of a GenBank genome assembly. Lineage: Eukaryota; Viridiplantae; Streptophyta; Magnoliopsida; Fabales; Fabaceae.